AUGAUUGUGAAGAGUCCGUGGAUACUGUGGGGAAACAUUUUACUACUUCUUCUGCUAUGUUCGGGUGUAUUGUCAAGAGUGUUGGAAAAAAGAGCUUCAGAUUUUUGUCAAAGCCAUGCAGCUGGGGUGUACGCUGAUCCUAAUAACUGCUUUGGUUACAUAAUAUGUGACAUGGCUGGUAACACACAUGAAAUGUCAUGUCCUGCGGGACUUAAGUUCAAUCCUGCUAUACUUGUCUGUGAUUGGCCGAACAAUGUCGAGUGCGAGGAUGCUGGAAGUGGAGAGCCUGCAGGCUAG
Messenger RNA from Pocillopora verrucosa, 297 nucleotides. The record is from RefSeq and is a predicted model, not a curated record. Lineage: Eukaryota; Metazoa; Cnidaria; Anthozoa; Scleractinia; Pocilloporidae.